Molecule: messenger RNA, 2302 nt
Organism: Anopheles moucheti
Lineage: Eukaryota; Metazoa; Arthropoda; Insecta; Diptera; Culicidae
Exons: 7
Coding region: 151-2229 (692 amino acids)
Cellular component (GO): membrane
Molecular function (GO): phosphatidylinositol bisphosphate binding
Source: RefSeq, a predicted model, not a curated record
GGACAACUUUACGCACGAUCAGGUUACUUCCUGGCAUAUUUGGAGAACUGCAAAGCUGUGAUCUUUCGAGAGGUGAAGAAACAAAUUUCCAUACCCACUCCAAGGUAUACGGCGUGUCGUUUGUGGAAAGGUCCGAGGAUUGUGUGCAAAAUGCCAGAACCCGAGGGAGUCAUGCACAAGCUGUACAUGGACCGGCAACUUCCGCCCAAAGUGGCCGAAGUCGCUCGUGUGCAGGGUGAAGAUCCGGACAGGACCAGUUUGAUGAUCGAAGAGUUGAGAGACAUGAUUUAUGAAAAGGGAGAAUGCAUUCCUCAUCGCGUGGAUGAUGACUAUUUGAUCAAAUUCCUUCGUGCCCGGUUCUGGAACGUGCAACACUCCUACAAUCUAAUGGUACGCUACUACGCCUUCCGUGAGAGUAAUCCGGAGUUUUACGAAAACGUUAAUCCGAUGUCGCUGCGCUCGCUGGGAGACGACGAUAUCAUCUCCAUUUCGCCGUACCGCGAUCAGGAGGGUCGGCGUGUGAUUUGCUUCAAGUUUGGUAAAUGGCGCCCGUCCAAGAUACCGAUCGUGGAUCUGUUCCGUGCCACCAUGCUGCUGUUGGAAGUCGGCUCACUGGAACCCCAGUCGCAGGUGCUUGGCGGCAUAGGCAUCAUGGAUCUGGAGGGUCUUACGCUGAACCACGCCUGGAAUCUUACGCCCACCGUUGCGCAGAAAAUGUUAGCCCUGCUUGCCACCAGCAUGCCCCAGCGUACGAGCCAAAUUCACAUCGUCAAUCAGGGCUGGGUGUUCGAUACGGUGUUUCAGAUCUUUAAACCCUUGCUGACGGAGAAGAUGCGACAGCGGCUCUUUUUCCACGGCACGGAUCGUGCCUCACUGCAUAAGUAUAUCGAUCCGGAGGCGCUACCGGAACGUUACGGUGGCACCAAGCCGGAAUAUCCGUACACUUAUUGGUUGGAGCACUUGAGUCGGAAUGAGAAGGUAGUCGAUGAGCUGCAACAGCUCGGAUAUGUAUCGGAACCGCUAGUGGAAGAUUGCGUUUGGAAGCGUGCCCGAUCGCUCUGCCGUGCGCGGAAUAAAACCUUCCCGACGUGUGGCGGUAGCCCACAUUCGGAUCGUGUCCGUCGUUCGGUACGGUACAGUAAAGCGGAAGGUUCCAAAGUGUGUUUUGUGCAUGUGUGUGCUUGUUCGAAUUGGUGGAAAGAAACCGCACCACGCCAUCGUCGCUGUCACCCGAUCAUGCCGGAAAUAAAAGCGGUCACGAAAAGUGCGCCAAAUGGCAAGGAGCAGGCGGCAGAUCCCUCCGACAGCAACGCCCCAGUGACCCUUUUCGCGGAUCAGCCCGAACGCCAGAAGAAGAUCAACGAACUGCGCAAGCUGAUUCAAAACUAUGACGACUGUAAUCGACGUACCGACGAUCUAUUCCUCUGCCGGUUUCUGUACUGCUGCGACUGGGACGUGGAGGAAUCAUUUGGACGCAUCGUAAAGCUCAUCAAAUUGAAGGAAGCGAAUCCGGACUGGUUCUUCCAUAAGCCGAUCGGUACGUACAGCGAGCUGCUAAAUCGCAACGUCAAGUUUACGCUGGAACGUCGCGAUCAACGCGGGCGGCGUGUCUUCGUGACACGGCUGGGAGCGAUCGAUUUCUCCAACAUGGCCGUCACCGAUUUGGCCAACCUGGAUGACAUCUGGUUCGAGCUGAUGUUAAACGAGCUGGGUACGCUCGAGAACGGUGUUACCUGUCUGAUCGACAUGAGCGGGUACUCACUCAAGAGCUUCCGCUUUCUGACACCGCAAAACAUACGGAUCGGGUCGGCAAAGACCGACCUGCUGCCGCUGAAGAACAUCGAGUUCCACGUGGUUAACUCGUCGGUGUUUAUGAACGCCGCGAUCGCUAUCCUGUACCCGAUGUUGAGCAAGAAGAUUAAAGAUCAGGUACGGUUCCACUAUUCCAACUGGGAGUCGCUGCACCAGCACAUCCCGGCGGACAUUUUGCCCCAGGAGUAUGGCGGUACGAGUGGGAAGCAGUUCGACUUUAAAACCAUUUACGGGCAGGUGCUUGACAAACCGAACGAGUUUGAUCGACUAUUGGCGUAUGGAGUUCGGAAGAAUGCCACCGCACCGGUACCGACGUCGACGACAACUGCGUCCAAAGUGAAGGGAACUAAAACGAAAGGCAAACAUAAGGAUGCGGAUAAAAAGAAAUCGGUAACGGCAAGUGUCGUCGAAGAGUAAGUUAAGUGAUAUCGGUGCGAUAAGUGCUAGUUGAUAAAAUACUUUUAAACAGAUAGGAAAUAAAGUGCCCACG